GGAACUUCAGGUGUUUUAUUAAAAGAGCAGUGACAUCAGCGCACACAAGGAUCACCUGUGUCUUGAAUGGGUGGGCAGGGAUGCCAAAGAGUCUGCCCAUGUAGAGUUAACCCAACCGUUUUAUACAAUGCAAAGCAGGUACAAGCUAGUCGAUCCCGUCAGGUCAGUAGCUGAGCUUUGCUGUACGUGUUCUCUGAGGUGUUAUUCCCUUGUUAGGCAUUCUAUGUAUUAUCACUAUGAGGGGAGCGUGGACAAAGCGGCCAUUCUUUUUACUGGGGACCAUAGUGGGCCUCUUGUUUUUAGGCAUGUUUCUGAAGAACAGAUGCCAACCUGGUGUGGAUACCCAUAAAGAUUUGGACACACCGCGUAUGAUCAAAAGUUUAACCAACCUGGAGGCAAGCAUCAGCAAUCUAAACGAUGCACUCAGACGUUUUGAGAAAAAGCAGGAGGUCAUGCAGAAGAUGCUAGAAGAAGACAGCCACAGACACAGAAAAUCAGUAGAGGUCCAACAGCAAGCAGAGAAGCAAAAGGAAUGUGAUCCAAAUAUCCAAGCCCAAACCAAGGAGACCCAAAUGAAAAAGCCUAAGAAACUGUUCCCUAAGUCAUACUUGUUCAAGACAUGGGGGGAAGAUCUCUCUGAGGAUGACCAAAGAGAGGCUCAGAGCCUGUAUGAGAAGUAUGGGUACAAUGUUUAUCUGAGCGAUCGCCUCCCUCUGGAUCGACCUCUUCCAGAUACCAGAGAUCCUCGGUGUCUGAAAAAGAGUUACCCCAAGGACCUGCCGAGUCUCAGUGUGGUGCUCAUCUACCUGGAUGAAGCCCUGUCUGUUCUCCAAAGAGCCCUGCGCAGCAUCAUCGACCGCACUCCUAAAAACCUGCUGAAGGAGAUAAUAAUGGUGGACGACCAUAGUUCUAAUGAAAAUCUGAAGGGUGACCUUGACGUUUAUGUGAGGUUGCUUGAGCAGGAGAACCCUAAUCUCCGUAUUGUGAGAGUGAGGCACAGUGAGCAGAGAGGUCUCGCUCAUGCCAGAGCAUCCGGGUGGAGGGCUGCUACUGCUGACGUGGUGGCCAUCCUGGACGCACACAUUGAAGUCCAUGAGAUGUGGUAGGAACAUGGCAGAAAUAUAUGCUUUCAUUCACUUGUUUAGGUGUUUUAUUUUCUGUUAAUAGGAUAUUUCUAAUAGUUUAUUUAAUUAUAUUACAACAUUGCAGUAUAGAACACAUUUAUAUAUGAUAUUUAUGACAUAAAUAUCUUUACCAA
Molecule: messenger RNA, 1258 nt
Organism: Haplochromis burtoni (Burton's mouthbrooder)
Lineage: Eukaryota; Metazoa; Chordata; Actinopteri; Cichliformes; Cichlidae
Product: probable polypeptide N-acetylgalactosaminyltransferase 8
Exons: 4
Coding region: 237-1106 (289 amino acids)
Cellular component (GO): Golgi apparatus
Source: RefSeq, a predicted model, not a curated record